CCGUGUGUGCAUAUCCACUCAUUCUCAUCCACUCAUCCAUCCAUUCAAGCGAUUUUUAUCGAUCCAAAUCACGCAGUCACCAUUGUGCAAAGGAACGGUCCCCGUCCACCCCCCCACUCACCAACAUGAAACAAGCGACACACUGCAGAUCUGGGCAACACGCCAGAGCUGGCAAAUUAGUUGGGACAUCGAAAGGAAAAAGACAGAUCAGACCGUUGGGUCGCGGGUAGGGAAUCACACACACGUCAGUCGGCCACGCAGGGCAGCAGCAAAAAAGGACUGCGAAAAAAGGAGGCUCAUCGUGCGACCGCUUAGGCGCGGCGCAGAGACGCAUGCACCAGACACGCAUCUACGCUGCCAAAUAGACCAGGCACAUACACCCACACAGACACACGCACCAACACUCCCACACCCACACCCACACCCACACCCACGGAUGGUAGCUACUCUGCGAUGGUGCGAUAGACAUAAAAAAAGGUUACGACACGCCACGCUACGCUUCUCCAUUCUGCGUCUCGUAUCUUGGCCAGUCGUCGCCCUCAGUGAAUGCCUCGAGCUCCUCGCUCGUCAUCUCACACCGCUCGUCAGCGCCGCGUGCCGGGAUGCCAGCCGCGUCCACCACACGCGUGACGUUGUAGCCUGCAGCCUCCAACCCAGUCAGCAGCAGAUCGUCGUCAUGUAUCCCCACCAGGGCAUCCUGCAGGCCAGGCAAGGCACCACACACAAGACACCCAUACAUACAUGCCCACCCAUCCGUUUCGGCCGCCGGUGGUUUCCUUCCUUCGUUUCUCGCGCUCUUACCCAUUCCAGGGCGAAGACGAACAGCGGCCGGCAUGGACCUCUUUGACCCUCACCCUCACCACCAAUGACGUUUGUGACGUUCCUCUGGCCCGUGGCGUUGGCCUGGCUCGUGUUGAGUGUGAAGUUGGACCCACUUGUGGCGUUCGCUUGACUCGUGGAGUUGCCCUCGCUCGUGACGUUCGCUUGAGUCGUCCCAUUGGUGUCCGUCACCGCCUCCCUCGUGCCAUUGGCCAGGAGGAAGAGCACCCUGUCGAGCCACAGCUGAUUCCUUCGGCUGGUGGCCUCCUUGCGGGUACGGUUGGCCGCCGAGAACAGCUCCUGCAGCUGCUCGUUGUCGCGGCACGCAGCCUGACGGGCCUCCAGCUCGCCCAGCAGCUCGUCGCUGAAGUAUCCCUCAUAGUAGAACGACCCCUUGGAAGCGUUGAUGUCCUUGAGCGGGGCGAAAUUAAGGCCGCACUCCUCGAAGGCGAAAAGCCGCUCCAGCAUGGCCCGGUCACCUUGCUUCCACGCGUAGACGACGGGCGACUGCGGCGUCGUCAGGGUGGACGGCGGGUACCUGGUGAAGUUCCUGGUGAGGGCCUCGUAAACCGCCAGAGUCAUGUUCAGGUAGACCAUCUGCGUGUCGAGUGGAAUGUCCCUCGAGUAGUCAAGCGACUGACCCGCCUCGCGUUGCGUCUCGAUGGCUGCCGCGGCCGCGCCUUCUCGUGUGCCGAGAGAGCCGAUGUAGCCGGCAAGGGAGAGCCCGUCGGACGCCAUGGCACAGUUGAACAUAUAGUUCCUCUCAAGCAGGAAGUGCAGGGCGAUAGCAGAUCCGAAGGGCGUCGAGUUCAUGAUCUCCCCCGACCACUGCUCGUCGACGUCGUACUGCUCGGGACUGGUGCUAAGGCCUUCCACGAGGUCAUGCAAGCGGCCCAGACGCUCCUCUACCACAGGGUAGCUGUCCAGCUGGUCAAACAGGGUCCGAGCCAGAGGCAGCGGAAUGUCGGGAAGCGGCUCCUCCUCCUCACUGCCGGCAUCCUCCCCCACGACGACAUCUGGCUGCGCCUUGUAGAAUAGCCUGUCCACCAGCGAGAGGGCGUCCCCCUCAUAAGGCCUAUAGAACAGACCCAACUUGGAUGUGCCAAUGAGGUAAGCCUUCACACCCUCCUGAUCCUCCACCUGACGACACAACAGCACCAUGCAGGCAGUGCCGUGCCUCGUGCGUGCCUAGAUCUGUGUGUCUGACGGCUGGUGCAUGGCGCCUACCCUCCAGAUGAGAGGUCUUGGCGCACCAUCUUCGCCCAGUCCUCGCAGUCGCUGCCGGGUAGAUGCGAAGCCGCACACGAGCAAGGAGAGCACGGCGAAGAUGGUGGCCUUCAUAUUCAUGGAGGAGGAGGGUAGAUCUUUG
Molecule: messenger RNA, 2188 nt
Organism: Vitrella brassicaformis
Lineage: Eukaryota; Vitrellaceae
Source: the annotation of a GenBank genome assembly